Messenger RNA from Cuculus canorus (common cuckoo), 4383 nucleotides. RefSeq names its product F-box protein 42 (gene FBXO42). Gene Ontology annotation, molecular function: protein binding. The record is from RefSeq and is a predicted model, not a curated record. The coding region runs from base 147 to 2282 and encodes 711 amino acids. The transcript is spliced from 10 exons. NCBI's taxonomy places the organism in Eukaryota, Metazoa, Chordata, Aves, Cuculiformes, Cuculidae.
GGGCCGGCCCACGCACGCGCGGCGCAUCGGCGGCGGCGGGGAGGGAAGAUGGCGGCGCCGGUCACAGCCGCCCCCCGGGCGGAGCCGCGGGCAGGGUGCCCGCAGCCCUGAGGGCCCGGCCCGGCCCAGGUCUGAAGUGGAAUGCCAUGGCCAGUUCCUCAGACAGUGAAGAUGAUGGUUUCAUGGCUGUGGAUCCAGAAGACGCUGUGGUUGAAGGGACGAUGGAGCAAGAUGACGAGCCGCACGCUGAGCUGGAGGUCGAGGAGACCAGGCACAACAGAUCGAUGUUGGAGCUCCCAGAAGAGGUUUUGGAAUAUAUCCUCUCCUUCCUCUCACCGUAUCAGGAGCACAAAACCGCUGCCCUUGUCUGCAAACAGUGGUAUCGACUCAUCAAAGGUGUGGCCCAUCAGUGCUAUCAUGGAUUUAUCAAAGCGGUGCAAGAAGGAAAUAUUCAGUGGGAGAGUCGCACUUACCCCUACCCCGGCACCCCCAUCACACAACGCUUCUCGCACAGCGCAUGUUACUAUGAUGCCAACCAGUCAAUGUACGUGUUCGGGGGGUGCACGCAGAGCAGCUGCAAUGCCGCUUUCAAUGACCUCUGGAGACUUGACCUGAACAGCAAGGAGUGGAUCCGGCCCCUGGCAUCGGGUUCCUACCCCUCGCCCAAGGCCGGGGCCACGCUGGUGGUCUACAAGGACUUGCUUGUGCUUUUUGGUGGGUGGACACGGCCGAGCCCUUACCCUCUGCACCAGCCAGAGAGGUUCUUCGAUGAAAUCCAUACGUACUCACCCUCCAAAAACUGGUGGAACUGCAUCGUGACCACCCAUGGCCCCCCUCCCAUGGCAGGACACUCCUCCUGUGUCAUCGAAGACAAAAUGAUCGUCUUUGGGGGCUCACUAGGAUCUCGACAGAUGAGCAACGACGUCUGGGUGCUGGAUCUCGAGCAGUGGGCUUGGUCCAAGCCCAACAUCUCUGGGCCCAGCCCUCACCCGCGUGGUGGCCAGUCUCAGAUCGUAAUUGACAACGAAACCAUUUUAAUCCUCGGCGGCUGUGGUGGUCCCAACGCACUGUUCAAAGAUGCCUGGUUACUGCACAUGCACUCCAACCCCUGGACGUGGCAGCCGCUCAAGGUGGAGAAUGAAGACCACGGAGCUCCAGAGCUGUGGUGCCAUCCUGCCUGCCGGGUGGGACAGUGCGUCGUGGUCUUUAGCCAAGCUCCCAGCGGAAGAGCCCCGCUGAGUCCCAGCUUGAACUCUCGCCCCUCUCCCAUCAGUGCCACGCCGCCCGCCCUGGUCCCCGAAACACGGGAAUACCGCUCACAGUCUCCCGUCAGGAACACGGACGAGGCUCCCUGCGUCAACGGCCGCUGGGGCACCUUGCGACCCAGAGCGCAGAGGCAAACCCCUUCGGGCUCGCGGGAAGGCAGCCUCUCCCCAGCCAGGGGGGACAGUUCCCCCGUACUCAACGGUGGGAGUUUAUCGCCCGGAGCCAUGGCAGCCGGCGGGGCCUCCUUGGACAGCCCCGUGCAGGUCCUAUCGCCCAGCACGCCUUCCACGGCUGAAGGAUACGACCUAAAAGUAGGACUCGCCUUGGCACCGCGCCGAGGAUCGCUUCCAGAGCAGAAAGACCUGCGUUUGGGAUCCGUCGACCUGAGCUGGGACCAGAAACCGGCUUCCAUCAUCUGCCAGCUGGACGGUGUGGAGGGCAGGACGGUCGGCACGAGCGUGAGGAACCCCCCUGAGCAAACCAACGGCAUCCACACGCCGCCUCACGUCGCCAGCUCCCUCCCGGGUGCCGUCUCCCCCAGCGCGCUUCGGAGGAGCCUGGAGGCUGUCAAAGCCCUCUCUUCCAAAGCCACCUCGGCUUCUGCGGCGCUGAGCCCUCCGCUGGCUUCUUCCCCAGGGUCUCCGGGUGCCGAGACGGGCUCGGCAGCGCGUCCGGGCUCUACCCAAAGCGAGGGCCAUUCCUUACCUCCCAUCGCCCGCCGCCUGGGCCACCACCCUCCCCAAUCCCUCAACGUUGGGAAGCCUUUAUACCAGAGCAUGAACUGCAAACCCAUGCAGAUGUACGUGCUGGACAUUAAGGACACCAAGGAGAAAGGACGAGUUAAAUGGAAAGUGUUCAACAGCAGCUCGGUGGUGGGGCCACCCGAAACCAGUUUACACACAGUGGUGCAAGGCCGAGGGGAGUUAAUCAUCUUCGGGGGCCUCAUGGACAAGAAACAAAACGUCAAAUACUAUCCCAAAACAAAUGCCUUGUACUUUGUGCGAGCAAAAAGAUAAUGCGGCCCAAGCCCUUCGCCGUCGUCCCCUCCUCCCCCAUCCCUGCGGCUCUUCCCUCUCCUUGCCCGACCCGUGCUCCAUCCGCAGGUGCUCAAACUGUGAAUUUAGGGAGCAAGAAACCAAUAAAGGCCAAGCAAAACCUCCAGCGCUGCCCUGCCGCUUCCCAGUAAGAUCCCAGUUAAACGAAUCGUGUUUACAGGCGGCGAAGGACCCGCUGCCAUCCAAGCCAAGGAUUUGGGAUGAGCAGGUAGGGAAUUGCACCCUCCAGUAGCCUCUUUAUUUUGGAGGGAUUUGAGAGGCUUUGUGUCUCAAACUCCUCCUUGAUGGGAGUAAAAACGAUUUGAUAUGAACAAACUCAAGGCCGGCAGGCAGGAGGCUGUCGGGGUGCGUGCACUCAUUAGCUCUGUGCUUGACUCCGUAAGGAAAAUGGCAGCAAUACCCCAGCAGGAAUCUCCCAGCGCUGCAGACCUUUGCUUGACAUGAACACGAUGCCUUGUUUUCACCUCUCACACUUUGGCCUACAGCUCACGUUCCUGUCCUCUGUCUGGGACCAUAAGAAGGAAGAAAGCGCAGAUUUUUUUGCAUUAAGAUGCCAAAAAUAUUAAGAACGAUCCGGGUGUUCUCCUCUCCUCCCUGCCAUGUGCUGCAUCGGGCUUUGGGAUCAUCCCUGAUCUUUCCUAAGCAGCAAAAACCCACACAAUUUACUCUAAAAACCCCAUUAUUCCCCCAAAGCCGAGACAUUUGGCUGCUGAUUCCCUUCUAAAUUUGAAGGUUUUGUCCCAUUUAACAGCGUGCAAACCCUUCCAAGGCUGAACCAGCACCUCCCUAGUGUUGGACUAGUGCACACGAGUCCUUGUAGCCUGGCAACAGGGCUGCUUUUCCAGCCAAAAAGCUGGAUAUUGGUAAAUUUGAGGGCGCGAGGGCAGUAAUUGCAACUCAUCUUUGCACAUGCCUCCUCCUGCAAACAUUCAAAUCCAAAGGGAUUCGACCUGUGCAUCCUUCCAGGCCACCCUCCCUCCUUCCCUUUCCCCUCCAGAUGAUGGGGGGUGGGAAAAAUGGGUGGAUUCUGCCAGGUUUUGGUCAACAACCUCCAGCCCCUGACACGUGGGAGCCCUCUCCACACCGGCAGUGCCAUGACGUGGCCCCUUUUCCCUUCUUUUUAUUCCCUCUCUGUCCCCACUGAGCUUUUUUGCCGGUUGGAGCCUUAAAUUGCAUCUCGGCCACGUAGGGAUGGGGAGGGUUUUGCUUCGUCUGCAGCUUUUCCCCCCUCUGUAAAUAAAUCCCUGAUGAAAUCCAGCCUCUCCCACUCUAUUCCAAAUGUAUUUGAUCCUAAACGAAGGCAAAAAGGCAAUUUCCCUCAAAAAAAAAACCUUAGGAGCACCCAAGGUCAUCUGGGAAGUCUCCGCUUUAAGCUUCACCGCAGGGAAGGCGGUUGGGGCUUCAGCAUUGAUUCUCCCUCCCCUUUGCAUGUUCUCCUGCCAUCCACUCCCAAAAAAAAGUCAAAACUGGGAUCGAAGGUGGGUUUCCAUCCCUCUCCCUGUGUGCAGCAUCCCUCAAGGGGCGUUUUUCCCAUCUCCAUCCUCAACUGGCCCCAAAAUCCCAUUAAUGGGUCAAAAAAUCCCACUAAUGGGUCCAAAAAUCCCUCUAAUGGGUCCAAAAUCGUUUUGGGAGCUGACCGCUCCCAAAAUCCCACUAACUGCUCCCUAAAAUAAUGCUGACCUGCCCCAAAAUCUCACUAACCCGUCCCAGAAUCCUACUAACCAGUCACCAAAUCCCACAAACUGGUCCCAGAAUAACGCUAACCAGUCCAAACUUAACGCUACCUGGUCCCAGAAUCCCCUAAACUGGUCCCAAAAUCCCACUAACUGGACCCAAAAUAACACUAACCAGUCCCAAAAGCCCACAAAAUGCUCCCCAUAAUCCCUCAAACUGGUCCCAAUACAAUGCUGACCAGUCCAAACUAAUGCUUCCCGCUCCCAAAACCUCACAAACCGGCCCCAAAAUCUCACAAACCAGUCCCAAAUCAUCACUCUGUGGUCCCCAAACCCCACGAUCUGUGCCCAAAUCCCCCCUCUCCAUUCCCAGUCCCUCCGAGGCACCG